CUCGAUUCGUUUCUACUCUUGUUACUUUAAUCGACAUUGUUCGAUUGUAGAAUGUGGAAUUUGACUGCUUUCGCUCUGCUAUUUACUCUUACUCUGUUGUGUUCCGCUCAAAAUUCGGAAGAGGAUUGCGCCAAAACGUGUGUAAACGGAUAUAUGUACACCGUUAACAAAAAGGAAACGAGGAAUACAUAUGGCCGUUGCCCCUGUCGUCCGUACGCCCUUAGAUCCAGCCGCAACUUCGAAGGAGGAUAUCCGACUUACAGAGACCAACAUCCUUACGAUUUGCUGCGUGAUUAUCUAAAGCAGUAUGAAGAUUUGAGAAGGGAAACAGAUUUUAGAUUAAAUGUAAGCUUUCAGCUGCAAGACGGAAGACGAUGAAUCCAAAGAAAUCAUAUAACUCAUUUCACAUUUUCUAAGAGCAGUUUUGCAUUUUUGGAUUAAAACGUUUUCAUGGAAGACGUAUCGAUGAUUGGAACUUGCUUGUGAAUAAAACAUAAGAUAAAAUAACAGCAUAGUCAUAAGUUUUUUUUCCUUUUAUUCAGCUGAUUAAGAGCCAAUGCUUGUCUAUUUCCAUGUAAUAAAUAUGCAUUAAAUAUUUGAGACCAGUUACAUUGAAAUUUUUACUGUAAUGCUAAAGAUGAUCUUAAUAAAGGAUGAUAAAAAC
Molecule: messenger RNA, 664 nt
Organism: Stegodyphus dumicola
Lineage: Eukaryota; Metazoa; Arthropoda; Arachnida; Araneae; Eresidae
Source: RefSeq, a predicted model, not a curated record